UGCACCUGAUGAACCUUUACUGACUAAAUGCGCAUUAAUAAUCGGCCGAUAUAUAUCGGUGCACCCCUAUAUACAAUAAACAUCCUCUGGAAGCUAGUGAGAAAUUUACCCAAGCAAGACAACCAGGAGAGUAUCUCAUUAUGCCAUCUACUUUCAAUCCUAAUGAGUCUACAAAAUUCAUGCUGUUCAUCUUCUUAAGGACUGAAUCCCACAGGAGAAAUAAUACACCUGUCAUGACAUUGAAUGAGAUCUCUUCUACACCAAAUACGAUCUAAAUUAACCGCAUAUUCAUUUAGACUGAUACAUAGACUGGGUUUGGUGGUUUAUGGGCUCGUAUCAAGACUCCUCGAAAAUGAGGAUUGCGAAUAUAUAAACAGCUUGGGUUUCUGUAUUUUCAUAAUCUCAUAUAUAAUUUAUUAAGCAUUAAUCAGAAUCAGUUUCUUUAUUAAUUACCUAUUAUUUUGAAAUCUAUAUUGAGUUAUAUAGUUAUAGUCUAUGUAUGGCUGAAUUUACUGUUAUGCAGUUGUGUAACAGUGGUGGGAGGAAUUUUGGAACUCCUUCAGUUCACGCAAUGGAUUAUAUAUUUGUGCAGUAAUGUACAGUGCAAAACAAAACACUGCACACUUCCUGAAAACAUCAUUCAGUCUGAGAACAGAAAUCCAGAGUCGAAACAAGUCAAAUCUAGUGGGAGAAGACUGCUCAUUUAGGUGAGUUGUUAUACCUUUGAAGGUAAAGUAUAUUAAUUGUAUCUUCAAAAUUGAAUUUAUCCACUGAUUUUAUUGUAUGCCACUGAAUAAUUAUCAAGAUAUGUCUGUCAAAUUGACAAGGUUACACUCCCAAACAAGCCAAACAAGUCCGUUAUCUUUUAGGUCUUUGAAAACAAAACCUAGCAUGACAGUGCUGUGACAUCUCGCCAGACGUGACACCUUUAUUUGUUUUUCAUCAUAGUUGAUCAUAAGGAUUAGAUUUUUACAACUGAAAAAAGGGGAAACGAAAAAAUGCCUCCACCUCCUGCAAACAAGAAACCAAGAUAUGAAUUACCCACAAAAGACAACACGGGCACUCUCCACGACCCUUUGAAAUUCUUGGAUCAGGACUACCAGGAGCUGCGGAAGAGCUGCAUCACCAAUAAAAAGAGAUUUGAUGAUGACAAGUUCCCUCCAGACAGCAGCUCCAUUGACCCGAAGAAGAAACUUAAACUGGAUCUGCACCAAAUCAAAUGGUUGAGGCCAUCAGAAAUAGUAACAGACCCUCAGCUUAUUGUCCAGGGGGUUUCCAGGUUUGACUAUUCCCAAGGAUGUUAUUUAGGUAACUGCUGGUUUCUUGCUUCAGUUGGGGCUUUAACAUUUCAAAAGGACAUCAUGGACCAGGUCAUGCCAACUGACCAGUCAUUUGACAAAGAUUAUGCAGGGAUAUUUCACUUCAGAUUCUGGCGGUUUGGGAAAUGGAUCGAUGUUGUCAUUGAUGACAAACUUCCAACAAUCAAUGGCGAACUCAUUUUUGUUCUUUCAAAAACAUCUAAUGAGUUUUGGCCUGCCUUACUGGAGAAAGCGUAUGCCAAGGUGUGUGGCUCCUAUGCUGACAUGAAUGCUGGUCAAGUGUCUGAGGCUCUGCUAGACUUCACCGGUGGCGUCCAUGUGUGCUAUGAUCUACAAAAAGCAACUAUUGAUUUGUGGAGCAUGAUGGACCGUGCAGACAAAGCAAAGGCUCUGAUGGCCUGCAAUACCCAUGCGGGGGAAAAAUCUGAGAAUGUAUUACCUAAUGGUAUUGUUCAGGGCCAUGCAUAUACAGUGACGGGGGUUUUUAAGGUAACAUGCCAAGGAAAACCAGUGAGGCUGGUGAGAGUGUUGAAUCCGUGGGGAAUGGGCGAGUGGAACGGUGCCUGGAGUGACAAUUCUUCACUGUGGGACAAAUUGAGUGAGAAGGAGCGAACCAGUUGUCGUUCUUUGGCCAAUGAUGGAGAGUUCUGGAUGUCAAUGGAGGACUUCACCAAAAACUUUGAAGACAUUGAUAUUUGCUGCCUCAGUCCUGAUUUCCUGGACAGCUCUUCUAAAUGCAGCUGGUCAACAACAUGCUACAACGGCAGCUGGGAAUGUGGGUCUACAGCUGGUGGCUGCAGCAAUAAUAAAGACUCUUUCUGGACAAACCCUCAGUUUCGGGUGAGGAUUGAGAAGCUUGAUGAGGAAUGUGCUAGUGGCCAGUGUCUUGAAAACAUACUGGUGUCCCUCAUUCAGAUCCAUGAGAACAGAUACAGAAGUCUUGCUUCUAAUUACUCCAUCGGCUUCAGUGUUUAUCUGGUCAGUAUUAACAAAAAGUCUACUGGGCUCACAGAAAAACCUCUCUGAAUACACUCAUUUUGUUUUCCACUUAUUCUUAUCAUCCAUGUUUUUCUAAUUUAACAGAUACCACCAUGGGUAAGUACAAUACAAUUCAAGCUCAAAAGUAUUAAACUCCACAAUCACAUUGGUUUUGCUUUGUAAGUAACUAAAUUGCAUGAUAUUUGUAAAAUAAAUGGAUAAUAUUUCAUUCUUCUUUAGAUGAAAGAUGAGAAGUUUCCGGCCAAUUUCUUCUACUUCAGACGUUCCGUGGAAGAUAGUGGAAACUUCAUCGAUGCAAGACAUGUGAUGAAAUUCUUCAAGCUUGAACCCGGAGAGUAUCUCAUUUUACCAUCUACUUUCAAUCCUAACGAGUCUGCAAAGUUCAUGCUGUCCAUCUUCACAAAGACUGAAUCCCACAGGAGUAAAAAGAAUCCUGGAUCGAUAUAUUUCUGAGUUUAUAAGUGUUUUGCUCAAAUAGCAAUGUAACAGCUCAUGGUCUGGUGACGCUUUGAACCUAUCUUUACCAGUUUACCUAUCUAGAUGUUUCUCCUCUGUAACCACUCAAAUGGAUUUGGAGUAACCAAGCUAGUUGUACUCUUUUUCUUCUACAUCCCUUAUUUUGAUCAUCAGUGAGUUACCUUUGUUGUUUAUUUGUUAGGUUUUUGAUGUUCUGUUCUGAUGUUCGGUGUAACUUUGUGUAUGAUUCAAAUCAGACAUUUACAUAAAGAAACUUUGCCAAUACCCAUUUCAGUAUGUAGCCAAUCAGAAGGUCAUGUUUGCAAAAUUGUUUGCAAAAAAAAAAAAAACUACAUAUGUUACUCAAUGGUCAAAUUUAAGUCAGUAUGUUCUCAAGUGGUACGCAGCCACCAAACAGUGAAAUGUACACUACCAAACAAUAAUAAAAUAUACAUUUAAUUUAU
This is a messenger RNA of Carassius gibelio (silver crucian carp), 3238 nucleotides long. RefSeq names its product calpain-1 catalytic subunit. Bases 999 to 2345 code for a protein of 448 amino acids. Lineage: Eukaryota; Metazoa; Chordata; Actinopteri; Cypriniformes; Cyprinidae. The record is from RefSeq and is a predicted model, not a curated record. Gene Ontology annotation, molecular function: calcium-dependent cysteine-type endopeptidase activity. Gene Ontology annotation, cellular component: cytoplasm. Gene Ontology annotation, biological process: proteolysis. The transcript has 10 exons.